Messenger RNA from Ooceraea biroi (clonal raider ant), 1107 nucleotides. Its product is annotated as coiled-coil domain-containing protein 42 homolog. NCBI's taxonomy places the organism in Eukaryota, Metazoa, Arthropoda, Insecta, Hymenoptera, Formicidae. The record is from RefSeq and is a predicted model, not a curated record.
AAAGAUAAUUUGAUCUUGAGAAAAAUGGCCAGCGUGGAGAAUGAAUCAAAAGAUUUCGUGCAAAGGGCUGUCAUUAUAACAGAUCCGCAAAAAGCAGUUACAGAAUACUUUAUAUCCAAGCAAGAGGAACGUCAGUGCAUCAAAAAAUAUCCAGAAUGGGACAGAGCGAGAACCUGUCCGGCGACCGAAGUGAUCAGGGCACGUCAGGAAUUGACUCGGGUCGAGGAAACGUUGAAGGAGAAACGUGCGGAACAGGAGAUGAAACGUAAGCACAUGGACACGCAGUGGGAAGAGGCGAGAGAGCAGAACCUGCUGUUGCGGCAAUCUUUCGUGAAGUUUGAUAAACUCGUGAAGGAAAAUGUCGAGAAGCGCGAGCGAGCGGAGCAAAAGAUCAAGGAAGAACGUGAGCAUCAAGAGAAAUGUACACGCGAAAUCGAGGAAUUGGAACAGAAAUUAUGUUAUAUGCGAGACAUACGUGAUAAAAUGCAACGAUACGUAGCGGAAUACAAAAAGUUCCAAAAUUAUUUGGACAGAGUGGUGAACGAGACGGGUGAAUUCCAAUCGAUCAAUGAAAUAUUCAAUCGUUACGAAACUCUAGUUGAAGUUAGACAAGCUUUGUCUGAUCAUCAGGACAAAAAUCUCCAGUUACUCGAAGAGAAAGGAUCAGAAAUACAUCACUUGUCGGAAGCAAAGUCGCAGAUGUUAAUGAGACUGAGUAAUAAAUUGGCGCAAUUGCAAGCACGAUAUGAUCGGGCAAAAGUGCAGGCAUUGAAAUGGGAGACGAUCGUCUCGCGGAUAAAGGAGACUGCCGCCGCUAAAAACCUGGAGCUGACGCAAGUGAAGGCGUGCUGCUGGAACAUCUAUCAGCAGAUUUGCAAAAGGAAGGAGAUACCUGUCAAGGUGAGCAGCGAGGACGUUGAGCAGCAGUUGGUUCACAUCAAGCGGACUAUCCUCGAAUUAAGGCGGAUCAUCAAGGCCGUCAAGAAGAAAGCGCGAGAGGAGAGAGGUGCGCCGCAGGAAUAAAAGCGAUUCUUCUUGCGAUUGCUACAGUGUCGUAAGUCUCGCGCCUAAUGUACGGCAAAUAAAUAAAAAAAGUCGCAACUCCAU